Limulus polyphemus (Atlantic horseshoe crab) is the source of this 925-nucleotide messenger RNA. Its product is annotated as 3 beta-hydroxysteroid dehydrogenase/Delta 5-->4-isomerase-like. Gene Ontology annotation, molecular function: 3-beta-hydroxy-Delta5-steroid dehydrogenase (NAD+) activity. The record is from RefSeq and is a predicted model, not a curated record. NCBI's taxonomy places the organism in Eukaryota, Metazoa, Arthropoda, Merostomata, Xiphosura, Limulidae. The transcript has a single exon. Bases 5 to 580 code for a protein of 191 amino acids. Gene Ontology annotation, biological process: steroid biosynthetic process.
AGGCAUGUAUGUUCCACUAGAUAAAGGGAGCUUGUACACUCUGGCUCUAAGACCAAUGGUUCUGUAUGGUGAACAAGAUGCUUAUUUUGUAAUCAGUGCCUUACGGGCGGCAAAAAAGAGGAACGGUGUUCUUCAGCGGGUACACAGUGUCGAUGAGAGACUUCAGGUCAUGUAUGUUGGAAAUGCUGCUUGGGCCCACAUUCGAGCUAAAGAUACGCUUCGUGAAGACAAAACGGCAGCUGGAGAGGUAUAUUUUUUAACCGAUGACACGCCUAUCAUUGACAUUUACGAAAUAAUGAGACCUUGGAUAGAAGCCCAUGGGUUUAAACUUUCUGAUUAUGUACUUCCUUAUGUAUUUGUAUAUGUUUUAUUAGCUAUUGUUUGUUUUUUCCUGCGAUUGGUUAGCCCUUUUUACAAGCCAGAGGGUUACGUUACAUCUACAGAAGAGUUGGAUUACUUGUGUUCAACCUAUUUUUUCAAUCGUGCUAAGGCUACUCUACGAUUAGACUAUCACCCAAUAUACACUCCUGAUGAAGCCAGUGAAAGAAGCUUGAAUUAUUAUGCUAAUGUUGAAAUCUAAUAUAAUUUAGAACAACGAGAAAAGAGCAUUCUCCUUAAUAUAACAUUCUUAUCAUAUAUUUCAUGUAAUCUUAUUCUCUGAACAAAUACAAGCAAUACAUUUUUUCUAUAAAUGUAUGUGAUGUAAUGCGUGCUUUCAGAAUACCAAGUUUGUUCGUACGUUUUUGUUUCAUAAUAUUUAAUCUCUUACUGAAACUUGCUUGUAAAUACCAAAUAUAUGAUUAUUUAUCUUUUUAUAUUUUCUAUAACACUAGUUUGUACAAGUGAAUAUUUGUAUUGGGUAACAUAAUGUUUUAAAGAUGUAAUAUUUAAGUGCUUACAAGUUAUAUGUAUUAUCUCAACAGUU